Messenger RNA from Synchytrium microbalum, 1989 nucleotides. RefSeq lists its product as uncharacterized. Lineage: Eukaryota; Fungi; Chytridiomycota; Chytridiomycetes; Synchytriales; Synchytriaceae. Bases 1 to 1989 code for a protein of 662 amino acids. Gene Ontology annotation, cellular component: nucleus. The transcript is spliced from 15 exons. The record is from RefSeq and is a predicted model, not a curated record. Gene Ontology annotation, biological process: subtelomeric heterochromatin formation. Gene Ontology annotation, molecular function: histone H4 acetyltransferase activity.
AUGCUAUCCAAGAUCCUUAUCACGUUAUUGGCAGCCUCAACUGCGUUGGCAUCGCCAGACUUGUACGGCAAAGGCUACUACGAGAACGACUUUUAUGGCAAGGGUGUCUACCAUGACGGCUAUUACAAGUCUCCCAAAGUCUUUGAAAAGGACGUCCUUGUUGAAAAGAAGAUCUUCCCUGAAGAAAGAGUUGAGAUCUAUGGUCCUCUUAUCGAUGUCUUGAAAACGGAGGCCGAGUUUAAGAGUAUGAAGUACCCAGCCGUCGUAUACCCCAAGGUUGCUCAAAAGGAAGAAUUUUAUGAAGAACACCUUGACGUCACGUAUCUGGAGAAGUAUCCUCCUAAACCACAAGGAACCAUUUUGUUCCCUUCAGAAUAUGCCAAAUACGAAACCAAAUCUGAAGGUCCAUUUGUCCCGUUGUUCAAAACCCGAAAGGUCUAUGCUGAUGUCUUUGAAAAACAAUUUGUAUGCCCCAAGUUUGAAAAGACGAUCUAUAUCCGUAUACCUGGCAAGUGCGCUUGUGAUCCAGUGAGCAUCCACCCAAAACUUCUCAGAGCAACUGAAUAUCCGUUGCACCUGGACGGCUCAUUUGGUGACCAUCACGGUGAUGACGACGUCACUGUCUGGGAAACAAUGGGCCCAGCUUUCUCAAGGAGGGUGGCAAGAAAUGAUGCGCAUCUUCCCCGAGGAGACAUUACCAUUUCUCGACCUGUGGACGACUUGACUUCAUGGCUAUGUGAUUCAAAUAAUGCUACUCAUAUUAGAUUAGUCCAUUCAUCUGGCCAUGAUGAAGGUAUGAAGGAGCUAUUUGAUUUGAAUAAUAUGAAUGAUCGAAUGAGAUCCGGCUUGUUGGUAACACUAAUCUUUAUAGACUUUCAUCCUGAAUUCACAUACACUAUAUUCGGUGACGAUCAACGGAUAUUUGGAUUCAAGGACUUGAUUAUCAAGUUGCAUUUUGCUGCUGGAUCACUUUACACAUACUUGGACAUAUCUUUUACAAAACAAAUCAAGACUUCGCCAACUCAGCCUGCUUAUGCUGAUGACGUGAUAGGUACUCUCAGAUCACAUAUGCCACCAGGAAUGACAAACAACCUAGACGCAUUCAUGAAACGGGUUCAAGAAGAUGAAGCUACAUUCAAACCACACGGAAGGAAGAUGCACGAGUAUACACCGAAAAAGGGAGAUAGUGAUUCUGUAUUUGAAAUCUAUCAUGCAACAUUUGCUGAUCGAGGAUUCAAAGAAUAUCAUGAGAGGAUGAGAUUGUUUGCCAUAUUUUAUAUUGAGGGCGCUGUGAAUCUUAAAGAGGAUGAGAAGUGGGAGUGCUUUGUCACAUACGAAAAGAGGAAUGAUGGCAGUCGAGAUUCAUAUACCCUAGUUGGAUACUCGACAUGUUAUCCCUUCUAUUGCUAUCCAGAUGGUGUUCGAAUGAGUAUCAGCCAAUUCCUGAUCCUACCACCAUAUCAAGGCCAUGGACACGGUGGAUCUCUAUACGAUUUCCUAUAUCAAGAAUUCAGUUCUCGAAACUCACCAAUAGAUUUCGGAAGCAUGACUUCAUGGAGUCAAAUGCCUGUCAGGGAGAUUAGUGUUGAAGAUCCAAACGAAUCCUUCCAACUCAUGCGAGAUCGUCGAGAUGUACGACUAGCUCGAAAAGUCAACAUGUUUGAAGGAUUGAAUCCCCCAGCUUCGUUUGCAUCUAUUAAUGAAGCUGUUCGACGGUAUAAACUUUCCAAGUUACAAGGAAAUAGAACAUACGACCUCUUCAUGUUCUCAUCCCUACCAACAUCUACAAAACAAGAUUCACCAUUGACUAAGGCAUAUCGUCUUCACGUUAAAAAGAGGCUGUAUUUGAAAAACAUCGACAAGAUGCUGGGAGCAACACCUGCUGAUGUGAAGAAACGAUUGCAGCUGUCUUAUGAUGGUUUGGCGACAGAGUAUCGAUUGCAGUUGGAUCCUAAUACGUGGAAGACGCCUGUUGAAGAGGAGAUAUGA